This is a messenger RNA of Penicillium pulvis, 540 nucleotides long. Its product is annotated as GNAT family N-acetyltransferase. Gene Ontology annotation, molecular function: acyltransferase activity, transferring groups other than amino-acyl groups. NCBI's taxonomy places the organism in Eukaryota, Fungi, Ascomycota, Eurotiomycetes, Eurotiales, Aspergillaceae. The transcript has a single exon. Bases 1 to 540 code for a protein of 179 amino acids. The record is from RefSeq and is a predicted model, not a curated record.
AUGGCAGUCUGUAUCGAGCUGGCACAAUUUCCUCGCGAUAUCAACGCAACUCAUACCUUGUUUUCUAGGUACGCCUCAUCAUUGGGCAUUGACCUCACCUUUCAGUCAUUCCAAGACGAGCUUGAUUCUUUACCGGGAAAGUAUGACGAAUCCCAAGGAGGUGCAUUAUUAAUUGCGCGAGCACAACGAGACUUUCCACCAGACCAAACAAUCUCCAGUGCUUCCACAACCAAUCCGUCAUCCUCACAUGCCCCUGUGGUGGGCUGUGUGGCGCUCCGGCGGAGCUCCAACAACUGGUGUGAGAUGAAACGCUUGUAUGUCCUGCCCGAAGCAAGAGGACUACGGCUUGGCGACAAACUUGUGGUCGCCAUCAUGGAAAAAGCAAAGAGCUUGCAUUAUAGUGGUAUUCGGCUCGACACGCUGCCAGAGAUGAUCGCAGCUCAGCGCCUUUAUCUUAGGCAUGGGUUCGUGGAGAUCGACUCGUACUAUGAUACACCUAUCGAGGGUACAAUAUUUAUGGGUUUUGAGUUCACCCAUUGA